Messenger RNA from Sitophilus oryzae (rice weevil), 1118 nucleotides. RefSeq names its product aurora kinase B. Bases 94 to 1023 code for a protein of 309 amino acids. Gene Ontology annotation, cellular component: spindle midzone; chromosome passenger complex; spindle microtubule. The transcript has 6 exons. Gene Ontology annotation, biological process: regulation of cytokinesis; mitotic spindle organization; protein phosphorylation. The record is from RefSeq and is a predicted model, not a curated record. NCBI's taxonomy places the organism in Eukaryota, Metazoa, Arthropoda, Insecta, Coleoptera, Curculionidae. Gene Ontology annotation, molecular function: protein kinase activity; ATP binding.
UUGAAUUUGAAAAGAAAGUUGUGAUUUUUAAAUUGUUUAAUAAUCAAAAUUAAACGGUUUUUCCAAUUUUGAUUUAUCAUUUUAUUUAGUAAUAUGUCAAAAAUGAAGAAUCCCGACGAAUUAGCUGAGAAACACUUAAAAACUGUUAGAGUUCCUCCAGGUUUGGAAAAACCAACUGAAGAAUUAGUUAGGAGAAUGAUAUCACAUACAGCUUUUAACAAUCCAGAUUACAAAUGGUGUUUAAAUGAUUUCGAACUCGGUAAAAGGAUGGGAAGAGGAAAAUUUGGGAGAGUAUUUAUGGCUCGUGAGAAGCGUACUGGAUUUAUAGUAGCUCUAAAAACUUUAGUCAAGAAAGAAAUUGUUAAAGGUCGCGUUGAAAGAUUAAUAAUGAGAGAAAUAGAAAUUCAAAGUCAUUUAAAGCAUCCAAACAUUUUAGAACUUCUUGCAUGGUUUCAUGACUCUCACAGAAUUUAUCUUAUACUAGAAUUUGCUGGAAAAGGUGAAUUAUAUAAUCAUUUAAAAUCAUCACCAAAUGGAAGGUUUUCAGAGCAUUUGUCUGCAAAGUAUGUUUAUCAAGUUGCUGAUGCGCUUGAAUACUGCCAUAAGAAUGAAGUAAUUCAUAGAGAUAUAAAGCCAGAAAAUUUACUUCUUACUAUAACAGGUGAUAUAAAAUUAGCUGAUUUUGGUUGGUCUGUGCAUUCUCCAUCAUUGAAAAGGACCACCAUGUGUGGUACCUUAGAUUACUUGCCUCCUGAAAUGGUAGAAGGACGUGACUAUAGGCAUUUAGUGGAUAAUUGGUGUUUAGGGGUUCUCUGUUUUGAAUUUUUACAUGGUUAUCCUCCUUUUGAGGGUAAAGACCAAGAAGAUACUUACAGGAGAAUUAGAACUCGUGAUAUUCAUUAUGCAGAUUUUAUUUCGGCUGGUGCAAGAGAUUUAAUUGACAAUCUAAUAAUAAUCAGAGGUGAAAAACGGCUUUCUUUAAGAGCUGUUAUGGCCCAUUCAUGGGUUCAAGGAAACAAAUAACAUUGUUUUAAGUUUUAUUUUCUUAAAUCUUUUCUACUAUUCUUGUAAUUUUUUAACUGAUUAGACUAGAAUAAAUCAAUUAAUAUUUAUAUCUC